Molecule: messenger RNA, 3569 nt
Organism: Anopheles coustani
Lineage: Eukaryota; Metazoa; Arthropoda; Insecta; Diptera; Culicidae
Gene: Impbeta11
Product: importin-11
Exons: 12
Coding region: 208-3246 (1012 amino acids)
Biological process (GO): protein import into nucleus
Cellular component (GO): cytosol; nuclear envelope
Molecular function (GO): small GTPase binding
Source: RefSeq, a predicted model, not a curated record
UUCCGAAGGAAAACAAAGUGGAUUGAACUGGAAGCUAAGGUUGCCAAGAGCUGUAGUUCAUCAUCUGGUACCAAUUUUUCAGCUGUCGGGCGGGUGGUUUGGAGAAAAUGUUGAUACUUUAAGCCCGUGCUCUGGCGUUGCAGAAAACCAAGAAACACUCGCAUAAAAACAAAUAAACUUCAAAGAUAAGCAAGAAACAAAAGCAAUAUGUCCGCAGAAUCGGCUGUUUACGAGGCGCUGAUGUACGCCUGCAGUCAGGAUGCUCAAAUGCUGAAACCAGCCGAGCAAAAGCUAGCGGAAUGGGAAAUACAACCAGGGUUCCACCUGACGCUGGUGAAAAUAUUUUCCGACCAAACGCUUGACGCAAACGUUCGAUGGAUGGCGUCGUUGUAUUUUAAGAACGGUGUACUAAAGUACUGGCGUAAGAACGCUCCGAAUGGGAUAGCACCGGAGGAGAAACAGGAAAUAAAGCAACAACUGCUACAGAAAUUCAAUGAACCCGUCCAGCAGAUAGCAGUACAGAUAGCGGUCCUUAUUGGCAAUAUUUCGCGCUACGAUGGCCCCUCGGAAUGGCAGGAACUGGUGCCAACGCUCGUGAAGGCGGUACAAAGUGAAGAUUCGCUGGUCCAGUUCCGGGGGCUUCUGGUACUGCUUCACGUCGUCAAAGUGCUCUACUCGAAGCGAUUGCAGCGCGAUCGCCACCAAUUCCAGCUUCUUACCUCAACGCUGUACGAUUUCGUGCUGAACCUCUGGGAUGGGUUUACGCAGCUGUUCUUCAAGAACAUUUGCGAACAAAAUUGCGCCAUCGAAGAGUGCGCCACCAAUCUGGAGAAAGCCAUCAUCUCCCUGCGCAUUCUGAAGAAACUGACCAUAUACGGCUUCACCGUGCCGCACCAGUCGGAAAGCUGCAUGAUGCUGUUUAAGGUUGCAUUUCAACGGUUGAAAGAUUUGUUGGAGUGUCGGUUGCGUGUGAAACGAUUGCACCAGGGGGACGGUGGCGUGCAGCCACCCAACAGUGAAGCAAUCGAGCUGGCCCGCAAGCUCACCGGCAACGUGGAGAAGUUUAUCGUGAAGCACAUGAAGUUUAUGAAUCUCUUCUACGAGCAGCAUCCGGCCUCGUUCGUGGAGUUUGUGCCGACAUCGUUCGAGUUUUGCUUCAACUACGUGUUCCACGAGGGCACCAAUCUAAUCUUUGAGGACAAUGUCAUCACUUUUCCCAACUUUGCCAUCCAGUGCCUUGGUCUGCUGAAGGGUAUCCUUUCGCAGAACAUUGUCUAUGUGGAGCAGGCGAAAGAGCGCAUCAACAGUGCGAAGGUGGAUUUUUUUACGCCGGAGCGACUGACCUACAUAUUCGAGAAGAUAAUCGUACACUAUUUUCUGCUCACGCCGGAAGAAUUCGAACAGUGGGACACGGAUCCGGAAGCGUAUACCUCGGACGAAGGGGGCGAUUCGUGGAAGUUUAACCUUCGUGCUUGUGCCGAAGCGUUCUACAUGAUACUAUUCCAAAAGUACAGUCCCCAGCUGAUUCAGGAACUACAGAAAUACAUAUCGAAAUCACAAUCGAUAACGCUCACCGAGAACUCCGACCUGAACGAUCUGUUGAUAAAGGACUCCAUCUACAAUGCCACCGGGCUGGCGGUGUUUAGCUUGUUCGAUGAGAUUAAUUUUGACGAAUGGUUCACCCAGCAGCUGCUGGACGAGCUGAAAUUUAAAUCCCACAACUUCCGAAUCAUUCGAAAGCGUAUCAUCUGGCUGGUCGGGCGAUGGACCAGCGUUAGGUUUUCGAAAGCACUGCGACCACAAGUGUACCGAGCCUGUUUGGAGCUGCUACACCCGACGGAGGAUCUUGCCGUUCGCUUGACAGCAUCAAAAACUCUUCGUAGCAUCAUGGACGACUUUGAGUUUGUGGGCGAACAGUUCAUGGAGUUCCUUGAGCCAGCGAUCGCACUGCUCUUCGUGCUCCUGAAGGAAGCGGUUGAGUGCGAAACCAAGAUGACCGUGCUUCACGUGAUGACGUUCAUCAUUGAAAAGAUGUCCAUGUCCAUGCGAAUCGACGUGCAGAGCCUAGUUCACUAUCUUCCGCUGCUGUGGGAAGAGAGCCGCGACCACAACAUGCUGCGUUGUGCAAUCAUAUCGACUUUGUUGCAGAUUAUAAAAGCCUUGUACGAAAUACCUCCCUCCGAGCAGAUAGUUUCCUUCAUCUACCAGAUUAUCGAGAUGAGCACGAACGUGAACGAACCGUCGCACGUGUAUCUGCUCGACGAGGGGCUGGAACUGUGGGUUGUGGUUGUACAUUACAGUCGUACGAUGAACCAAGAGUUGGCUAAUCUGUGUGAAAAUAUAGUACCUCUGAUACAGCAAUCCUCUAGCAAUAUGCCCAUGUGUUUGGCAAUUGUACAGGCGUACAUAUUUCUCGAUGCGGAUCAGUUCCUACCGCGGUAUGGGCCGGAGGUUGUAAAAGCUUUACAGUAUGUGCUGACGGAUCUUCGCGUCGAGGGCGUGGUAUUGAUCAACCGGUUUUUCCUAACGCUACUGCACGCCGCCCCAAAGUAUGGCAUCGAGCUGUUGCGACCGUACAUGGUUGAUGUUUUUCGUGCGUACUAUCAACAUUCGGAGUACCCACAAGUGCAACAGGUGUACCUGCAGCUCAUCUCGCGGGUGCUGAUCAACGAUCAGGUAACGUUCAGCGUCAUCCUGUCGGAGAUGGGCGCUCAGGAUGCGCUGGAGAAAAUUCUGACCCACUGGCUCGAGGGUAUGCACAUGGUAACAAGACUCGACGAGAAGAAGCUGCUCGCGUUGGCCCUCGGCAGCUUGCUGCCGUUUUCGAACGAGGUAAUCUUUGAGAACUUUGGCGGAAUUUUGACGAACAUCACCGAAACAUUGAACGAUAUAAUGAACGAGGACGAGCAGACGGGGACGAAGGUUGAUACCCUUGUUCUCACAGAGGACAAUGACGAUGAAAUUGGGAAUACUUUGUACGGAUACGGGUUCAUUGAUUCGGACGUGUUUCACGACGAAACACCUCACUUUACGCGGUGCCGAUCGAUCUGCAUGCGAGAUCCAACGCACGUGAUAGUGCUGAAGGACUAUCUGCAAAAUCAGUUGAUUGUUCUUAAAAACAAUGUCGGUGCUGAACGCUAUCAAUCGCUGAUGUCGCACGUCGAUCUGCAAAUUCUGAAAGAGCUGAGCGAUUUCGUGGUGCUCGGUAUAGAUCUGCCUGCGAGUGGCGGUGCGCAGCAGCAGUAGAACGAUGGCCACCCGUUCAUAAUGGCGAACCAGGCAGCAUACCACAGUUCCGUAUGCAGCUGUAAAAAACCAUUUCCAUUUAAAUCCAUGCAUCUACUCUCUACUUUAACGUUGAAUUUGCGGUACACAAUUCGUUCGUCAUUUUACGGUGCGGUUUUUAUUUUUCGAACGCUCUUUUUCUAACAUUCUUCUUUUUUUUCUCGUCCGCAAGAUGUAAGCUCAAUUUCUAAAUCAUAUAAUCAGCAUCCAUUCAGUAUACUCAUCUAUAGGGGCGCGAUUGUUAAAUAUUGAACUUAUUUAAUAAAUUACACGUCUACACCUUU